Molecule: messenger RNA, 2867 nt
Organism: Trichoplusia ni (cabbage looper)
Lineage: Eukaryota; Metazoa; Arthropoda; Insecta; Lepidoptera; Noctuidae
Product: alcohol dehydrogenase [NADP(+)]-like
Exons: 2
Coding region: 1230-2786 (518 amino acids)
Cellular component (GO): cytosol
Molecular function (GO): aldose reductase (NADPH) activity
Source: RefSeq, a predicted model, not a curated record
AACAUCACAUGACAAUGACAACAAAUCAUGGCUAACUUGAAACUAACCGUCAAAAUAAAUUUUAUGCGUAAACUAACACUAAAUUAACCUAAUAACUAUCCACCAUCUAACAUCUUGUGAAACAUUCAGUUAAGAACUUCUAGCAUGGGUGUUUCAUAUACUGAAAAUUGUAUCAGUUGUCCAGACAAACAAGUUCAAGGCAGAAAUAUAAGUGAAGUAAACAUCAGAGCAAUCUACCGCAGUGAUGAGAUAUACAAAGAGUGCAGCUACCAGCUCCCAACCAACAACUUGUUUAAGGCCAAGAAACAGAAAUUAGUGACAAACUCUAUACUACAGCCGCAAGAAAUGAACAGACAGCUGCCAAAAACUAACCAACACCUUUAUACGCAGUAUUACUGGUCUAAAGUUUAUCCAUCCCCCGCCACAGAAAGACAAAGCAAAGACAGACCGAUUACACAUAGCAUAAGACGGCACUCGUAUGAUUCAAAAAUUGACACUACGCAAUUUGAAAAACGUGAAAUCAUCUCGAACAGAUCCUAUACAUAUCAAACAUCUACUGAGAAUGUGGGCACGUCAGUGGCGUCCUUCCUCAAAUCUCGACAAUCUCUAUCAACUAAAGUGAAGGCUUGGUACAAAAUUACUUUCCCAAAGUUGAUGUGCCCGUGUUGUACCGGCGGCAGCGACGGGGUAGCGCCAUAUAACACGCAAAGCAUGGGUGGCUCCUAUGAGAGCAUUGAUCUAAGAGCAUGUUCCAAUAAUGCCCUUCACUCUCUCAAUUUAGAUGCCUCCCUAAUGAGUAUUAUAAACUUACAUCGAAGCAUGAAAACGAAAAGAAGACCUAAGUUAUAUGCAAAAAUAUUACGAGGCAUAGUUUGCAACACUUACAAAAAUGCAGUGUGCCUCAUAAAGUCUGUAAAAUAAAAUAACAAUAAUACAAUAAAAAAGACCGCUACCAGAAUGUAUAAAAAAGGUUGAGAUGACAAGCAAGAUUUCGGGGUGUCAAAAAUGACAUUCUUCUUGCACAAAAUAAUAAAACACAUCGUGAACCAGACUUAGCUCAACAAUCAUGUGUUGCUGAUUUCAAUUCUAGCCAACGCCAGCAGUGAAAGUUAAGUAGAGUGAAAAUGUGGUUUCCAUAAAUGCCUCACAAUGAUUAUCAUUUUCCAUAGAAGUCCGAACAACGGACAAAACAUUCCCUACGUAAUAAUAUGAAUCUAAAGAACUAAAAAAUGACGGGAAGCCCAUCCAAACGAAACUCCCUAACUAACAGAGUCACAAACUCAGUGAAUAACAGUCGUAACUCAGUGAAUAAUAGAGUCGCAAACAACAAUGUUGCGAGCAAUGUUAACAACAGAGUCGCGAACAGCAACGUUGGUAACAGAGUAAACAACAGAGUGACUAACACUACUAACAGAGCCACUAAUGUUACUAACAGAGCAACUAACGCCACCAACAGAGUGACCAACAGCGCGUCUAACAGGGCAGCACACAACAAUGUUGGCAGCAGAAUCAGCGCUAACCGUCAGUCCGCCACGAACAGAGUAAGCAGUGGACCUAACCGCACCCCGCAAAGUAUAAGAGUACCCAAAGAAACUAACGAUAGACUCAAUAAUAAACGAAAUGCCGCCUUAAAACACAAACAUGCCGCAGCCAGCAGAGCCGGCAAAAUUAAAAAGAAACUAACAUGGAAGGAUAAAUGUAAAGAGUGGUUUAAAAAAAUAUGCUGUUGCGGCAUUUGUAUAGAGAAAUGGAAGAGCCGUAAACAAGCGAAGAAUUCAGGCAGAAGACGUUCCUCUGGAUACGGACGUAGCAAAGCCAAACGAAGGCAGAUGAUAAGAAAUCCGUCAGAAAGAAUAGAUGUAGUAACAUCUGAUUACAGUGACUAUGAAGCCAAAGUAUACUAUUGUAACGUGACAUCGAAUUUUGAACCAAAAUAUCCCAAACAUGCGCCCAUAGCGAACUCGAGUGAAAUCGAAACUCUUAUGAAAGUAGGAAAACCUCAGCCUUCGUUACAAUGUAUAUACUUACACGAAGAUCGGCAACGUUCUAUGGACAGCGACUACCACAAAGUGUUCGGCAACGUUAACACCACUCGCACAUUUGGUGGUCAGUGCCACGUGGCUCCUAUAAAACAAAUACCCGCGACCUCAACAACAAAAAAUAAUACAAAACCUACGUUUUUGUCAAAUUGUUUCAGUUGUUUGAAGAAAAAUCAAACUAAAGGAGCUAACCAAACAAAUCGCCAUGGACCAGUUCAAAUACCAUGUCCAGUAAUCCGGUCGAACGCGUCUAUACCUGCAACUCCACCCAAUGUGCACGUCAUAAAUCCAUUUAAUAGGAACCAGUUUGACUUCGGCUGCCAAAUCAGUUUGAAAUCCAAUCACAGCCUUGAAAUAGUCUCACAUGUACUAAACAAAUCAGUUUCUCAGAUAUCGUCUGUAGAAACCGUGAACAGUACGAAAGUUAAAAAUCAAUUACGGCGACGAAAGAAACCACCCAGCGCCUUGCAGAUCAUGAUGUACACGAUUAACAGAAGAUUCAAAGAUAAGCGAGCUAAAGACCCGGUAAGAAAUAAAAAGAAAAAUGUCGUGGUACUGCGUUUGCGAAAAGCAUUCAGCAAUACCUCGACGAAAAACACAAUUUCUACGGCGCGGAAGAGCUCGAGGUGUGAAAAGCCCUUAAUUAUUAGAGAUAAUUCAUCGUUUCAUCAAGUCAGUCGUAUCCGUCUCGUCGGGUCUCAAGUCAAAAUAUGGGGGCCGGGAGAAGUGCUCCUUAAAAAGAUUUAAAGUGGAAACACACUGUGCUGAAAUUGAAGGAGUCCGGUCGUGUUCGUCACGUGGGAGUAUCAAACUUGAAUGCGGAGCAGC